Messenger RNA from Priceomyces carsonii, 1428 nucleotides. It is a transcript of the gene PHO4, whose product is annotated as phosphate-sensing transcription factor. The record is from RefSeq and is a predicted model, not a curated record. Gene Ontology annotation, molecular function: protein dimerization activity. Bases 1 to 1428 code for a protein of 475 amino acids. The transcript has a single exon. Lineage: Eukaryota; Fungi; Ascomycota; Pichiomycetes; Serinales; Debaryomycetaceae.
AUGGAUCUGGCAGACUGGACAAAUUUUCCUGCUACUGGUCCGAAGAAUGAUGAAGAAGGUUACUUUCCAGAACUUCAUGAAGAAAUACAAGGAACAGCGGGUAAGACGGCUUCUCUGACUGGUGAAAGAGGCAACAGCUCGUCCAAUUAUCAUGGAGAUAGCAUGUUCUUACACCAUCUUGAUCAUGAUCUAUAUGAAAAUGGAGGAGACAACAGCACCAGCACUAACAAUUCAAAUAAUCAGACAUCAUCUACUCACCAGAGUUCAAGAUCUAAAAUAUUUCCAAACGAUAGUCAUUACGAAUUUGAGAUAGAUAACAUCAACUUCAUGUUACCAGAAGACUUGAACUUUGAAGAGAACGGAAACACCCAGUCGUCGGCAUUUCCUCCUUCAAAUAUGCCACAACCUACUCCUAACAUGAACCCUGCAAAUAAAUACGUUAAUAGUAUUCUGAAGGAUAAUAGCAAAGCUUUUGCUUCUCCUGUGUUACCAAGUCAGAAUGAAAAAUCAUACAACAAUCAGCAUUAUUAUCACAAGCACAACAAUAUUUCCAGAUCAGACUCAUUUCAAAACAGGAAUCAUGUUAGGCCCGACGCCGUUUUCUCACCACUAGUGUCACCAGCAGUUACACCAUUGGAUUCACAAGUUAACAUGAACAAGACUCAGUACAACCCUCCACUUCAGACGUCUUUUGAACCAUUGACAUCUCCUGCGUUGGGUGCUGACCAAGAUAAAAAAAGGCGGUCGUCGCCGUCAGUGUAUGGCACCAGUGAUGAUGCGGUCUCUUAUAAACGGAGGACUCCUCAUGGUACACCAAUAAUGCAACCAAAUGAUAGCACUAGAUCUAAGAAGUCACCUGCAAUGAAAACUAGAAACUCACGUCGCUCCUCCUCAUCGUUAUCAGUAAUUGAAAAAAUUUCGGAGCCUAGUAUUGAUCCAUCAAAGUAUGAGGAGACGAGCGCAAUGCUCCCUCCCCAAGCCAUAAAAGUUGAUAUAGAUCCUUCUGUUGGCGAACGUCCAGCGCUUAUGGGUUUUACUAUGGGAAGGUUAGCAGAGCAAUUUGAUGAAAAUUUCAAUGAAAAUAAUUCAGAAGCAAGGUCAAGAUCUUCUAGGCGUUCCUACUCUAAUAAAAUUUUACCAAAAUCGUCUUCCUCAAGUGAAGCGUCGCCUAUUCUAACCGAGCAGAGAUCCAAUUCUUCUGCGAAGCCGAAGUAUGAGAAGCCAGCAACAAAAAAAGCUUCUCAUAAGAUAGCUGAGCAAGGAAGAAGAAUUAGAAUGAAUACAGCAGUCAGUGAAUUGGCAACUUUAGUUCCUCAGUCAUACCAUGACCAGGUUGCAAUUCCUUCCAAGGCUACGACUGUUGAAUUAGCCUCCAAGUAUAUCAGGGACUUGGUGAAGGAGAUUGACACAUUAAAGAAAAACUUGUGA